Molecule: messenger RNA, 1571 nt
Organism: Scomber scombrus (Atlantic mackerel)
Lineage: Eukaryota; Metazoa; Chordata; Actinopteri; Scombriformes; Scombridae
Exons: 6
Coding region: 71-622 (183 amino acids)
Source: RefSeq, a predicted model, not a curated record
CGGGGCACUUGUUUGACACAGACAGAGAGAAAUAGAAUCGGAUCAAGCCGACUGUGAUCAGUGAAGCACCAUGGCCUGCGCUGAUGUUGACAUGGACAUCCACGGAGAUGACAACGACCAACACAGAUCAGGCCUGAGAAUACCGCCACAGAUGCAAUAUUACCAAGCGACAGAGCUCGUACCAGACAAGGAAGGGCCGCUGCAUAGCCUGCUGCAGAAACAACCUGCUGUGCUGGGGUCCAUGCAGAUGGUAAGCGGUUUCCUCAGCGUAGGAGUGGGAAUUGUUUUUGCUGCAACCCAGGAGAUGGGAAAAUCUCUUUUCACACUGUUCAGACUUUCCCAUCUGACAGGAGUGCUCUUCAUCGUUGCAGGAGUUGUGUCCAACCUGUUGUUCAAAUAUCCACGAUUACUACAUGUGUCCCUCCAAGUUAACUGUGGCUGCAUUAUUGUAGCUGUCGUUGCCGCUUGUAUGAUCACCGUUGACCUGGUUCAGUGGAAAACAAGCAAUGAUCUGCACUUGAGGAUUGAGGUGAUGGAACUUUGUGUGUUGGGGCUUGAAGUUUUCCUCUCUGCAAUCCUCUGCGUCUGGUUCUUUAAAGAGAAACGUGCUAAAUCACCAUGAUUGGUUUUUGCAAUUGUUUCAUUAGCCCAGUAGCUUGAGAUUUUUAUUCUGUAAAAAACUGUUUGCAUGUAGAAGACAAAUGGUCUGUAUUAGCACAAGUUUCUUUUGUACCUCAAGUGUGGCAUUCUGUUCUUAUUCGAUUGCCUAUAUUGGAGAUACCCCUGCUGAAAAGCCCGGGUUGUGGUCUGUAUCUGUUUGACUCAAGACUUGUGGUAAACAAUGUCACCUUCUCUCAUGUGAAGAAAAAAACACUCUUCAUCCUAUGCAUCUCUGUGUUUAACGGUAGUAGUGAGUAUCACAGUGCUGCUCAGUCUAUGUACAUGCAAGGGCUUCUGUGUGUGGUUUUACACUUGUGCUUUGUUAUCAGUGGAAAUACCUGCAACUUUUUUUUUUCAGCUGCAUUCACGCAUUCAGCUGGUUUCACAUUCAGAAAGAUGGCCACUGGUGGAAACACUUAAUGUUGUGUCAAACCUAACUGACAAAUAAAUGAAUGCAACAACAUCUUUGAAACAUUUUAAUCAUCUGUACAAAUGUGUUGUAACACAGAGUGGAGACAAAAGAAAUAUGACAGCACAACAUUGUCUGAAUUGAUCUGCCUGCUAUUUUUUGUUUUGUAAAAUACAUAAAAAAACUCAUCUACAAUAUAAACACUGAUUCAUACCUAGUUCAUUAAAACAAACUUUACAGACCACAGGCGUACCAUCGCGACAGUGUGCACUAUAUGUCAAUUUCCAAUUUACAGGAUCAUAAUGAAACAUCACAUCAUGUCUGAGCUUCAUCCAUUCAAAUCUUAGUGCUCCAAAGCUGGACUCUUGUUCUCAUCUCUUUACUGCUGUGGCAUCAAGUAGCAUUCAGGUUGAGGACUUCACAGCUGCGAUGAAACAAAGAAAAAAAGGGAAACAAGUUUUUAGAAAAAACAACAACUCUUUUUACGUACAGUGCAUCUGGA